AUGCUGCCACCGCCGCUGCUGCUGCUGGUGCUGGGACCCGGGCUCGGGCUCGGCGCGGCUUCCUGGAGGUCGCAUGUGCACCGGCGUGGGCUUCUAGAACUGGCGGGGACCAUGAAUUGUGUUGGCACCCGCAACCCUUUGUCCUACAUGAGCUACGGCUGCUACUGUGGUCUGGGCGGCCAUGGCCAGCCCCGGGAUGACGUCGACUGGUGCUGUCAACGGCAUGACUGCUGCUACACGCGUGCCGAGCAGGCCGGCUGCAGCCCCAAGAUGGAGCGGUACUCGUGGCAGUGUGUCAACCAGAGCAUCCUGUGUGGACCAGCGGAGAACGAGUGCCAGGCCACCCUGUGCAGGUGCGACGAGGAGAUCGCUAACUGCCUCGCCCGCACCGAGUACCACCUCAAGUACUUGUUCUACCCGCGCUUCUUGUGCGAGUCGGACUCGCCUGAGUGCGACUGACCGGCCGACUCGGAAUGUUCUUCCGCACGAGGAAAUAAGCCCUUUUCACUACUCAGCAGCCGCGCUCGGUUCUUGGCAGGAGGGGACGGAGGCCGAGUGUGAAGGCUGCAACCCUUGUUUGCUUUCUCUCCCCGGACUUGGGACGGGAGCCCCUGUGGUUUCCAGUUGAAGGUCAAGAGUCACGCGCUUAUUUUGUACAAACCACAACCCUGCUUAUAUGGCUGUGUUGGGUUUGGCGCCAUUGCUGAGGUUCGCCCUGUACAUGCAAAGGGCUGAACUCUGUGUUGGAACCUGCUCCCGAAGGCGGGCGAACGACGUGAACAAGCACCCACUGCGUGCCCGGCCUCGGGCUGUGGUCCAGGCUCGCUGGGACGCCCGGUCUUGGGAAUUUCUAGUCUAGCAGUUAGGAGCUUAAGAAAGACUAUUCUUCCCCAUCCCCCUCCGCCCACUGGUUAAACUUACUGAUUACAGACGUGGUAAAUACUCAAUGCAUAAAAAGAUAAACAAAGACAAAUAUAAAGCAGGGGGAGAAAAAAAAUCACUAGAAUUUCCUUAAUCCAGAAUAAACACUGGUGGUAUUUGUGCGCACUGCUGUCAUUGUUUUCUGUAAUGUUCAGAAAUGCAAUUGGGACCAUACCAUGGGAUUUUUGUAAAUG
Molecule: messenger RNA, 1115 nt
Organism: Suricata suricatta (meerkat)
Lineage: Eukaryota; Metazoa; Chordata; Mammalia; Carnivora; Herpestidae
Product: group 10 secretory phospholipase A2-like
Exons: 4
Coding region: 1-459 (152 amino acids)
Biological process (GO): arachidonate secretion; lipid catabolic process; phospholipid metabolic process
Molecular function (GO): calcium ion binding; phospholipid binding
Source: RefSeq, a predicted model, not a curated record